AUGAGCGUUUGCAGUGGCAGCGCGCCCUCAGGUAAGAGGCAGGUUCUCUUCGCCGUUGACAGCUCAGAAAACGCCAAGUUUGCAUUCCAGUGGUACCUGAAAUGGUGCAGUCGUCCAGACGACACGGUUCUAUUUUUCCACGUGAUUGAACCACCUACCCUCCCCUCUGUGAACCUCCACCACCCGAUCUCAUUCCCGAUCGAGGAGUGGGUCAAAAUCGUGGCCAAGGCUCUUGAGUCAGUCAAGCAACUGGAAGAAGACUACAUGUCUGAGGGCAUGGCCGCGUCGUUGAAUUGUGAAUUCGUGAGCGAACAAGCCGAUAAAGUCGGCCCGGCUAUAGUAAAACAGGCGGAGAAAGUGGGUGCGCAUCUCAUUGUCAUGGGCACACGGGGACUUGGAGUUAAUCGAAGGACUCUGUUGGGCAGCGUCAGCUUCUACGUCCUCCACGAAUCCUCAAUCCCCGUCACCGUGGUGCCAAAGGUGUGA
This is a messenger RNA of Mesocestoides corti, 486 nucleotides long. NCBI's taxonomy places the organism in Eukaryota, Metazoa, Platyhelminthes, Cestoda, Cyclophyllidea, Mesocestoididae. The record is from the annotation of a GenBank genome assembly.